Molecule: messenger RNA, 1044 nt
Organism: Fulvia fulva
Lineage: Eukaryota; Fungi; Ascomycota; Dothideomycetes; Mycosphaerellales; Mycosphaerellaceae
Product: Adenosine deaminase-like protein
Exons: 1
Coding region: 1-1044 (347 amino acids)
Biological process (GO): inosine biosynthetic process; adenosine catabolic process
Molecular function (GO): adenosine deaminase activity
Source: RefSeq, a predicted model, not a curated record
AUGGACACCCCAGCAGACACCUCCUUCACCAAAGCCCUCCCCAAAGUCGAACUCCACGCCCACCUCACAGGCAGCAUCACACCCCAUACCCUGCACGAGAUCUGGCUCAAGAAACGCGAUAUCUCAGCCGGAGCCCAACUAGAAGACCCCCUCACAGCAUGCCGCCCCGAAGCAGCCCACCACGACGUCUUCUCCUUCUUUCCCCUCUUCGACACCUACAUCUACAACCUCAUCAACGAUGUAGACGCCGUCGCCUUCGCCACUGGGGAGGUGCUCAAGGCCUUCGAAGCCGAUGGUGUCCGAUAUCUUGAACUUCGCACCACGCCCCGUGAAGAACCCGCCACGGGUCUGACGAAGGAAGUGUAUGUCGAGACUGUGCUGGAUACCAUCAAAUCCCACAGUCAAGACAAGAUGCACACCUACCUCAUCCUCUCCAUCGACCGCCGUAAUACCCUCGCUCAAGCAAUGGACGUCGUGAACCUCGCCAUCAAGUACCAAUCCCGCGGCAUCGUCGGCGUCGACCUCUGCGGCAACCCCCUGAAAGGCAACAUCUCCCUCUUCGCCCCAGCCUUCGCCAUCGCCAAAUCCCACAACCUCAGAAUCACCCUCCACUUCGCAGAACUCCCCUCCUCCAGCACAGAGGUCGAACUCACCACCCUCCUAUCCUACGUCCCCGACCGUCUCGGCCACGUCAUCAACACCACCCCCUCCAUCGAAACCGAGAUCGAAAAGCGCAAGCUAGGGCUGGAAUUAUGCUUAUCCUGCAACGUCCUGGCCGGUUUGACGGAGGGCGGGUACGCGAAUCAUCAUUUCGGGAAGUGGUACACGCGGGACUGCCCGAUCGCCUUGUGUACAGACGACUUCGGCGUAUUCGGAAGCUCUAUAUCAAACGAAUAUCUCCUCACUGCGCAGCACUUCCAGCUAUCGCGAAGCGAUCUCAUCUGGCUAGCCAGUGGCGCGGUACCCAGUAUCUUCGGCGGCGAGGACGAGGAGGAUAGGAUGUAUGGGUUGUUGAAGGAGUUUGAAGAUCAGCAGGGAUCGUAG